Alosa alosa (allis shad) is the source of this 905-nucleotide messenger RNA. RefSeq names its product tRNA methyltransferase 61A (gene trmt61a). Gene Ontology annotation, biological process: tRNA methylation. The record is from RefSeq and is a predicted model, not a curated record. The annotation marks the transcript as partial. Gene Ontology annotation, cellular component: nucleus; tRNA (m1A) methyltransferase complex. The transcript is spliced from 2 exons. Lineage: Eukaryota; Metazoa; Chordata; Actinopteri; Clupeiformes; Clupeidae.
UGUGCGUGCGUGCGUGUGUGGACAGGUACGGGCAGUGGGUCGCUCUCUCAUGCCAUCCUGCGGACCAUCGCACCGACUGGUCACCUGCACACGGUGGAGUUCCACACUGAGCGCGCUCAGAAGGCGCGGGAGGAGUUCAGCCGCCACCGCGUGGGUCACCUGGUAACCGUGCGCAACCAGGACGUCUGUCGCCAGGGCUUCGGAGUGGAGGGCGUGGCCGACGCAGUCUUCCUGGACAUACCCUCGCCCUGGGAGGCCAUCCAGCACGCCAAGGCCGCCAUCAAGAGACAAGGUGGCCGUGUGUGUUCCUUUUCCCCGUGCAUUGAGCAGGUGCAGCAGACGUGUGAGGCUCUGGUGGCUUCAGGGCUCCAGGAGCUGCUGACGCUGGAGGUUCUGCUGCGUGUGCACGACGUCCGCUCAGUCACACUCCCACUGCCAGACUUCGGCCCGGAGGACGACAUACACACACACACACACACACACACCCAGCCUGCCCCCGGCAACGCCCUGGUAACCGUGAAGACCGCCACACCCCCACGGGAGAUGGCAGGACACACUGGCUACCUCACAUUUGCCACCAAAGUACGAGAGUAACACACACACACACACACACAAAACAAAGCUCUUACUUUAAAUAGUAUUCUAAGUGGUGAGGGGAAGGGUCAGUCCAGCUUACAGAUAGAGUAAGCUCACACACACACACACACACACACUCACCUGAUGCUAUGAAUAGGGUGGUCAUUUCCUUCCUCUCUGCACACACACACACACAAACAAAUAUACACACACUCACACAAACACACACAUAGGCACAUUUUUAGUGUUUUAUUUAUAAGAGGGCAGAUGCUUCUAUGUUGUUAAACUGUAGAGUGUGUGUUUUAUUCUGAAAUAAAAAGCAAACUUGU